CGCGUUUGUUUUGUUAGCGCUGUGGUUGUUAAAAAAAAUCGAGGAGACCAGAAAGGAUCAGGGUCAGGAUAAGGAUAGUAUAUUAAUCGGUAGCAGAUGGAAACCAUUGAAACAUUUGAUCGGUAGAGAUCAUCAACGCCAGUUAAAAAUAUGCCCAACGUGGACGAUCAGAGGAUAAAGGGCAUAAAGCGAGCGGAAUCGGAAUUAUCAGAGGAAAAGAGUGAUCGCCAAGAGGGGGAGGGGGAUCCGAAAGAGGAGUCGGAGGAGGCCAGCGGCAAGAUCAAGGGCCGUUCCCGAUUCUCUGCGGCUCUGCGAAGCCUCUCCAAGACCAAAACCAAAAGGGAAAGGGAGCUGGAUAAAAGUACCGACAGGGAAACCAGAAGCGCGGAGGAGGAGGCGCAGGAAACCCCAGGUGAGCUGGAAGACGUGGCCAGUUCCAUUUCCACGGACAGUGGAGCUCUCGCCAAGACAAAAAAAAAGAGCCUGACGCGCCGCCUGCUCUUGGGUGGUCUGAGGAAAACUGGGAAAACCUCGAAGGUUCGUCCCCACAGCCUGGCCACCAGCGACGACCUCAGCGUGGAGCACCUGGAUGCCACACCCUUGCCAUCCCCACCCGGUUCACCCUCUUCCGCUAGCAGCAGCACACUGCAGAUCACCAUCAGUGGUAAGAAGGUGGAACCAGCACCCGCCAAGAAGAGCGGUAAGAGUAGGCCGAAGAGCGACACGGAUUAUCUGACACCCGCUGCCGAGGAGAAGAAGCCGAGAAAGAAAACCACUACCACCACGGUGACCACUAGAGAUACGAGCAGCAGCACCCGCACCACCAAGCUGCUGGUAACCAAGAAGAAGCCCCAGAGCCCCGAGAGAGAGUCGCCGUCGCCCCUUAUCACCACCACCGAGAGCACGCGCGAUACGCCGCCCAGAGAGCGGGCACCAGCGAAACCGAGUCGCGUUCAGUCUGCCAGCGGCACCGGAACUGUUCGCAAGUCCCAAUCUUUAAGCGGAUCCAGCAGGAAGCUGGAAUUGAUGCAGCAACAGCAGCAGCGCGGCCACCGCCUUAACGCCAGACCACUGGCUGAAAUAGCGAAUACGGAACCCCAGCCAUCCGGGCAAGAGGCCCUGGACCCAUCCAUAUCUAUAACCACAUCCCCUCCGGCCGCUGAAGACGGUGUCUCGUCGGCGGAAAGUGCCCAAACCAUUGCCAGUCCCCCGCCCGUAGUACGUUUUGCCGUUGGCAGCGCCGUUAGGAGUCCUUUAAGCGCCUACGAAGCCGCAUUAGCUGCCGCUGCCAGUCAGCAGCCCAAUUCCAACGAGGAACUCAGUGACUCCAGUCUCCGGCGGCUUAACUUCGCUCAACAACAACUCAUAACCGGCGACCACGACAGCAUCGAGGGCAGGCGAGAAACCUUGCGCUAUCAGUCCGUAGCUAGUGAAUACUCCAACCAGGACUCCGGGUCGGAGGACGAAAGCGAGGAGCAAGCGGAAGCCAGAGAACCAGACAGUGCCAAGUCCAUGCCGGCCUUCGGUGACCUGACCAUGGAUCAGGAAAUGGAACCGGCCAUUAUGACGUCCACCAGCGAUAAGCGCGAACAUCUGUACAAGAUUCUAGUCAUCGGUGAACUGGGAACCGGAAAGACAUCCUUCAUCAAGCGGUAUGUCCAUCAGUUCUUCAGUCAGAACUACAGGGCCACCAUCGGCGUUGACUUCGCCCUGAAGGUGCUCCAAUGGGACGCUAACACGAUAGUGCGCCUGCAGCUGUGGGAUAUUGCCGGUCAAGAGAGGUUCGGAAACAUGACCCGUGUCUACUACAAGGAGGCAGUGGCUGCAUUCAUCGUGUUUGAUGUGACACGCAGUAAGACCUUCGAUUGUGUAAGCAAGUGGAAGGAGGACCUGGACUCCAAGGUGCAGCUGCCAGACGGCAGUCCCAUUCCGUGCAUCCUGCUGGCCAAUAAAUGCGAUCAGGAAAAGCAGGGCAUUAUAACGCAGCCCGAGAAGAUGGAUGAGUACGUGAGGGAAAACGGUUUUGCCGGCUGGUUUGAGACUUCCGCCAAGGAGAACAUCAACAUCGACGAGGCAGCCCGUGCCCUCGUGAAUAAGAUACUCAUCAACGAUAAGCUGAUAUCUGCCGAUCUGGCCGAUGCCGACAAGUUUAACCUGAGCACGGGCGAUGCAGCCGGAUUGGAUACCAAGAACAAGUGUUCCUGCUGACCUGGGACCGAGGUCCGGCAAUUUGCUAUACAUUUCAAUUACCAUUCCCAGUCUGAGCACGUCCAAAAGCGAGUUUCGAAGACAGAAACGCAAUGUGCCUACGUCCACUCCAUGUUCAUGUUGUUAGAAGUUAGCGAUAACUAUGCUUAGGGUUUCAACGUAACAUUUGUCUAAGACUUAGUCUCAUCCGCAUCCCGAUCAUCCCGUCCAUCCAUUUAUCGGAUUGCCUUUAUCUUUAACACCCAAGCCCCGUAAAUCCCGAUAAGACAUUUCUGUGGGUCUACAUUGUAGAAUUGGAAUCCGGGUCACUGAGUGAAUUUAUACCGUGGAACAUAGAACACCUAAGCAUUCGCCCCAUUAUUAUUAUCAUUAUUAUCGCGAGGAUUAGCCAGAGAUAGUGCAGCAUCCGUAUCAUAGAAUUCUACAUUUGUGUAAAAUACGAAACGUGUUCUUGUUUUUGUUUGUUUUAUUUGCCUACGCUGGCGAGAUUGUUUUAUCUUGGAAUUAUUACUCUCACACAUGAAAACACACUCUGCCAUCUUUAUUUGCAUUUAGAUAAAAAUACGUACGAUUUAUGCAAUACGAAAUGAGAAAUAAAGUUUUUAAUGGUAGUUAAGUUAA
Messenger RNA from Drosophila eugracilis, 2829 nucleotides. It is a transcript of the gene Rab32, whose product is annotated as ras-related protein Rab-32. The coding region runs from base 151 to 2208 and encodes 685 amino acids. Gene Ontology annotation, molecular function: GTPase activity; GTP binding. Gene Ontology annotation, cellular component: Golgi apparatus; trans-Golgi network; lysosome. The record is from RefSeq and is a predicted model, not a curated record. Gene Ontology annotation, biological process: endosome to lysosome transport; phagosome-lysosome fusion. The transcript is spliced from 4 exons. Lineage: Eukaryota; Metazoa; Arthropoda; Insecta; Diptera; Drosophilidae.